AUGGAGGUAGACAAGGUGGUGUGUUUGCCAAGGUUGUCCCGGGUCGCUGUGUGUGGCGGUACCCACGGCAACGAGCUGUCUGGGGUGUACUUGGUGAGAGAGCUGCUGAAGGAGGAGAAGAAAGUGAGGGAGAAGAAGGAGGAGGAUGAGCAGGAACAGCCUGUGUCAGUGCUGAUGGUGCUUGGGAACCCGUGGGCCACACAGCAGUGCCGCAGAUUCGUCAACACCGACCUGAACCGCUGCUUCACCCAUGCCGCCCUCAAUGGUCCUCUGUCAGACAUGGCCCCCUACGAGAUGAUCAGAUCCCGAGAACUGAACGCCAUACUGGGCCCCAAAGGAAGUCCUGAGGCGGUGGAUCUUGUUUGCGACCUCCACAACACCACAGCGAACAUGGGCCUGUGCCUCAUCGCGUACUCUGACUGCGACUGGAUCUGCCUGCACAUAUUCAGACACCUGCAGAGGAAGAUGCCGGAUAUACCGAUGAGGUACAUCCAUUUUGACGUCUCCAAAAAAGAAUCAUAUUCCCUUGAUUCAGUGGGAAAACAUGGCUUUGCCAUGGAGAUCGGCCCCCAACCGCACGGCGUGGUGAGGUCAAACAUCUAUACAGCAAUGAAAUCUGGCGUGCAGCACACGCUCGACUGGGUCCGUUUCUUCAACUCAGGUACUAUUUUUGAAGGAGGAUUUGUGGAUGUGUUCACCAUGGUUAAACACAUCGACUACCCGAGAGACAGUGAGACUCGCAACAUCGCAGCAGCCAUUCACCCUCAGCUCCAGGACCGAGACUUCUGCCUGCUCCGUCCUGAGGACCCACUGUUCCAGACCUUCUCAGGUGAAACACUGAGGUACAAAGGGAAAGAACCUCUUUAUCCUUUUUUCAUCAAUGAAUGCGCUUACUACGAGAAGGGCAUUGCCGUCUCCUUGGCACGAAAAAGACGCGUGAUGAUUCCUGCAGUCCGGGUGCAGACGGAGCAGGAGCAGGAGCAGCAAGCCAACGAACAGGGAUUUGCUUCAGAGGAAGAGGAGUGA
Messenger RNA from Chelmon rostratus (copperband butterflyfish), 1026 nucleotides. Its product is annotated as N-acyl-aromatic-L-amino acid amidohydrolase (carboxylate-forming) B-like. The coding region runs from base 1 to 1026 and encodes 341 amino acids. The record is from RefSeq and is a predicted model, not a curated record. Gene Ontology annotation, molecular function: hydrolase activity, acting on ester bonds; aminoacylase activity. The transcript is spliced from 6 exons. NCBI's taxonomy places the organism in Eukaryota, Metazoa, Chordata, Actinopteri, Chaetodontiformes, Chaetodontidae.